GCCGCGCUGCUAUGUGGCCGGCCGGCUUGCGGGUAAACAGGGAGCAGCAGUGGCCUCGGCCGGCCCGGCCCGGGGCAUUGAGCACACCCGCGGAGACCUGCACCCGUGGCCAUGGCCGAAGUGCGCAAAUUCACCAAGCGGCUCAGCAAGCCCGGCACGGCGGCUGAGCUUCGGCAGAGCGUGUCGGAGGCCGUACGCGGCUCUGUGGUGCUGGAGAAGACCAAAGUUGUUGAGCCCUUGGACUAUGAGAAUGUUAUCAUCCAAAGAAAAACCCAGAUUUACAGUGACCCCCUCAGAGACCUGCUUAUGUUUCCAAUGGAAGACAUAUCCAUCUCGGUGAUAAGUCGUCAGCGCAGAACAGUGCAGUCCACUGUCCCAGAAGAUGCUGAGAAAAGGGCCCAGAGUUUGUUUGUCAAAGAGUGUAUUAAAACCUACAGCACAGAUUGGCAUGUGGUAAACUACAAGUAUGAAGACUUCUCUGGAGACUUUCGAAUGUUGCCAUGCAAAUCCAUGAGACCAGAAAAGAUUCCCAAUCAUGUAUUUGAAAUUGAUGAGGACUGUGAGAAAGAUGAGGAUUCAUCUUCUUUGUGUUCUCAGAAGGGUGGUGUGAUAAAACAAGGCUGGUUGUACAAAGCAAAUGUAAAUAGCACCAUCACGGUUACCAUGAAGGUAUUCAAGAGACGGUAUUUUUACUUAACUCAACUUCCUGAUGGUUCAUAUAUUCUCAAUUCCUAUAAAGAUGAAAAAAAUUCAAAAGAACCUAAAACUUGCAUCUACUUGGACGCCUGCAUUGACGUUGUUCAGUGCCCCAAAAUGCGCCGUCAUGCUUUUGAACUCAAGAUGUUAGAUAAGUACAGCCAUUAUCUGGCCGCUGAAACUGAACAGGAGAUGGAAGAAUGGUUGAUAACUUUGAAAAAGAUUAUCCAGAUCAAUACUGACAGUUUAGUGCAAGAGAAAAAGGAGACAGUAGAAACAGCACAAGAUGAUGAAACUAGCAGCCAAGGCAAAGCCGAGAGCAUCAUGGCCAGUUUGGAAAGGAGCAUGCAUCCAGAACUGAUGAAGUAUGGAAGAGAAACCGAGCAGCUAAACAAACUCAGUAGAGGGGAUGGAAGACAGAACCUCUUUUCUUUUGAUUCGGAAGUUCAGAGAUUGGACUUUUCAGGAAUUGAACCUGAUAUAAAGCCAUUUGAAGAAAAGUGCAAUAAACGUUUCCUGGUAAAUUGCCAUGAUUUAACUUUUAACAUCUUGGGUCAAGUUGGAGACAAUGUAAAAGGACCACCCACAAAUGUUGAACCCUUUUUUAUCAAUCUUGCCUUAUUUGAUGUGAGGAACAAUUGUAAGAUUUCAGCUGACUUCCACAUAGAUCUGAAUCCCCCUUCUGUUCGUGAAAUGCUGUGGGGCACUUCAACCCAACUAGCCAGUGAUGGAAAUGCAAAAAGCUCUUCACCGGAGUCUUUCAUUCAUGGAAUUGCUGAGUCUCAGUUACGCUAUGUAAAGCAGGGAAUUUUCUCAGUGACGAUUCCACAUCCUGAAAUUCUUCUUGUUGCGCGAAUUGAAAAGGUGCUCCAGGGCAACAUUGCACACUGUGCAGAACCCUACAUAAAAAAUUCAGACCCAGCAAAGACGGCCCAGAAGGUACACAGGACAGCCAAGCAAGUGUGCAGCCGACUUGGACAAUACAGAAUGCCCUUUGCCUGGGCUGCCAGACCUAUUUUCAAAGAUACUCAAGGCUCUCUGGACCUGGAUGGGAGAUUUUCUCCUUUGUAUAAACAAGACAGUAGUAAGCUUUCAAAUGAAGACCUUCUCAAGUUGCUCUCAGAGUACAAGAAGCCAGAGAAGACCAAAUUGCAGAUUAUUCCUGGGCAGCUAAACAUCACAGUAGAAUGUGUUCCUGUGGAUUUAUCAAAUUGUAUUACUUCUUCAUAUGUGCCCCUGAAGCCUUUUGAAAAAAAUUGUCAAAAUAUUACUGUGGAAGUUGAAGAGUUUGUUCCAGAAGUGACAAAAUAUUGUUAUCCAUUUACCAUUUACAAAAACCAUCUGUAUGUAUAUCCCUUGCAAUUAAAGUAUGAUGGCCAGAAAACAUUUGCCAAGGCAAGGAACAUUGCGGUCUGUGUGGAAUUCCGGGAUUCAGAUGAAAGUGAUGCCAGAGCUCUAAAGUGUAUUUAUGGAAAACCUGCAGGGUCUGUUUUUACCACAAAUGCUUAUGCUGUUGUUUCACAUCACAACCAAAAUCCAGAGUUCUAUGAUGAGAUUAAAAUCGAGCUCCCUAUUCACCUGCAUCAAAAACAUCAUUUGCUUUUCACUUUUUAUCAUGUAAGUUGUGAAAUUAACACGAAGGGAACAACCAAAAAGCAGGACACAGUUGAAACUCCAGUUGGCUUUGCCUGGGUACCUUUGCUGAAGGAUGGUAGAAUCAUCACAUUUGAGCAGCAGCUGCCAGUUUCCGCCAAUCUUCCCCCAGGCUAUUUGAACCUGAACGAUGCAGAAUCAAGAAGGCAAUCUAAUGUAGAUAUUAAGUGGGUAGAUGGUGCAAAGCCUUUGUUGAAGAUUAAAAGCCACUUAGAGUCUACCAUUUACAGUCAAGAUCUACAUGUGCACAAAUUCUUCCACCAUUGCCAGCUGAUUCAGUCAGGCUCGAAAGAAGUUCCAGGGGAGCUCAUUAAAUAUUUAAAGUGUUUGCAUGUCAUGGAGAUCCCAGUCAUGAUACAGUUUCUACCUGUAAUUCUUAUGCAACUCUUCCGAGUUCUCACAAACAUGACCCAUGAAGAUGAUGUUCCCAUCAACUGCACCAUGGUUCUUUUACAUAUCGUCUCACAGUGUCAUGAAGAAGGCUUGGAUAAUUACUUAAGAUCCUUCAUAAAGUAUAGCUUCCGACCUGAAAAACCGAGUGCUCCUCAGGCCCAGCUAACACAUGAAAUUCUGGCUACUACAAUGAUAGCAAUUUUGAAACAGUCCGCAGACUUUUUAGCAAUAAACAAACUGUUAAAGUACUCAUGGUUUUUCUUUGAAAUCAUUGCAAAGUCUAUGGCCACAUAUUUGUUGGAAGAAAAUAAAAUUAAGCUUCCCAGAGGCCAGAGGUUUCCUGAGGCAUAUCAUCACGUCUUACAUUCUUUGCUUCUUGCAAUAAUUCCCCAUGUGACUAUUCGCUAUGCAGAGAUUCCGGAUGAGUCCAGAAAUGUCAAUUAUAGUUUGGCUAGCUUCCUGAAGCGCUGUCUGACACUAAUGGAUAGAGGAUUUAUUUUCAAUUUGAUAAAUGACUAUAUAUCUGGAUUCAGCCCCAAAGAUCCUAAGGUUUUGGCUGAAUACAAGUUUGAAUUUCUGCAAACAAUUUGCAAUCACGAACAUUACAUUCCUCUGAAUUUGCCAAUGGCAUUUGCAAAACCUAAACUUCAGCGAGUUCAAGAUUCAAACCUUGAAUACAGUUUAUCAGAUGAGUAUUGCAAGCAUCACUUCUUGGUUGGUCUGCUUCUGAGGGAAACCUCCAUUGCUCUUCAAGACAAUUAUGAGAUCAGAUAUACAGCUAUCUCUGUCGUAAAGAAUCUUUUGAUAAAACAUGCAUUUGAUACUAGAUACCAGCACAAGAACCAACAAGCCAAAAUAGCACAAUUAUACCUCCCAUUUGUUGGGCUGCUUUUGGAAAAUAUACAGCGAUUAGCAGGUCGAGAUACCUUGUAUUCUUGUGCAGCCAUGCCUAAUUCUGCAUCCAGGGAUGAAUUUGCAUGUGGCUUCACUUCACCUACAAAUAGAGGGAGUCUGAGCACUGACAAAGAUACUGCUUAUGGGUCUUUUCAAAAUGGACAUGGACUUAAAAGAGAAGACUCAAGAGGUUCCCUCAUCCCAGAAGGAGCAACAGGAUUUCCAGAUCAGGGCAACACUGGCGAAAAUACCCGGCAGAGUUCUACAAGGAGCAGUGUAUCAUCCCAGUAUAACCGAUUGGAUCAGUAUGAAAUCAGAAGCCUCUUGAUGUGCUAUCUGUAUAUAGUAAAAAUGAUUUCUGAAGAUACUCUCUUAACUUACUGGAAUAAAGUAUCUCCUCAAGAGCUCAUAAACAUUCUCAUACUUUUAGAAGUAUGUUUGUUUCACUUUAGAUACAUGGGGAAAAGAAACAUAGCAAGGAUACAGGAUGCCUGGCUGUCAAAACACUUUGGAGUAGACCGAAAAUCUCAAACCAUGCCAGCUCUUCGAAACAGAUCAGGAGUAAUGCAGGCCCGGCUUCAGCAUCUUAGUAGCCUGGAAAGUUCAUUUACACUUAAUCACAGUUCUACAACAACUGAAGCAGACAUUUUCCAUCAGGCACUUCUAGAAGGCAAUACUGCUACUGAAGUUUCUUUAACAGUGCUAGAUACCAUAUCAUUUUUUACUCAGUGCUUCAAGAGUCAACUUUUAAAUAAUGAUGGCCACAACCCAUUAAUGAAAAAAGUAUUUGAUAUUCAUCUUGCUUUUCUUAAAAAUGGACAAUCUGAGGUGUCGCUGAAACAUGUAUUUGCUUCAUUGCGAGCUUUCAUCAGUAAGUUUCCCUCAGCCUUUUUCAAAGGAAGGGUAAACAUGUGUGCUGCAUUUUGCUAUGAGGUUUUAAAGUGCUGCACCUCGAAGAUUAGCUCAACCAGGAAUGAAGCAUCUGCACUUUUGUAUCUUCUGAUGAGAAACAACUUUGAAUAUACCAAAAGGAAAACCUUUCUGAGGACACAUCUGCAGAUAAUAAUUGCUGUAAGUCAGCUGAUAGCUGAUGUAGCACUAAGCGGAGGAUCAAGAUUUCAGGAGUCUUUAUUCAUUAUCAAUAAUUUUGCUAACAGUGACAGACCUAUGAAGGCAACUGCUUUUCCCACAGAAGUCAAAGAUUUGACCAAGAGAAUUCGUACCGUUCUUAUGGCCACUGCUCAAAUGAAGGAACAUGAGAAAGACCCUGAAAUGCUAAUUGAUCUCCAGUAUAGCUUAGCCAAGUCCUAUGCAAGCACCCCAGAGCUCAGGAAAACCUGGCUUGAUAGCAUGGCCAAGAUUCAUGUGAAAAAUGGAGAUUUUUCAGAGGCAGCAAUGUGUUAUGUCCAUGUAGCAGCUUUGGUUGCAGAGUUUCUUCAUCGAAAAAAAUUAUUCCCUAAUGGAUGUGCAGCCUUCAAGAAAAUUACUCCCAAUAUAGAUGAAGAAGGAGCAAUGAAAGAAGAUGCUGGAAUGAUGGAUGUCCAUUAUACUGAAGAAGUUUUGCUGGAGUUGCUAGAACAAUGUGUGGAUGGCUUAUGGAAAGCAGAACGUUAUGAAGUAAUUUCUGAGAUUUCCAAGCUAAUCAUUCCAAUUUAUGAGAAACGCCGUGAGUUUGAGAAACUUACUCAAGUUUAUAGAACUCUUCAUGGAGCUUACACAAAAAUUCUGGAGGUUAUGCACACAAAAAAAAGACUUUUAGGCACUUUCUUCAGAGUUGCUUUUUAUGGCCAAUCUUUUUUUGAAGAAGAAGAUGGAAAGGAGUACAUCUACAAAGAGCCAAAGCUCACUGGCCUCUCAGAGAUUUCCCUGAGACUUGUUAAACUUUAUGGUGAAAAAUUUGGUACAGAGAAUGUGAAAAUAAUUCAGGAUUCAGACAAGGUAAAUGCCAAAGAGCUUGAUCCAAAAUAUGCUCAUAUCCAAGUCACUUACGUGAAGCCCUACUUUGAUGACAAAGAACUCACAGAAAGAAAGACCGAGUUUGAAAGAAACCAUAAUAUCAACAAAUUUGUUUUUGAGGCUCCUUAUACAUUAUCUGGCAAAAAGCAAGGCUGCAUAGAAGAACAGUGUAAACGUCGUACAAUCCUGACUACUUCAAACUCGUUUCCAUAUGUGAAGAAGAGGAUCCCUAUAAACUAUGAACAGCAGAUUAACUUAAAGCCAAUUGAUGUUGCUACUGAUGAAAUAAAAGAUAAAACUGCAGAGCUGCAAAAACUUUGCACUUCUGCUGAUGUGGACAUGAUUCAGCUCCAACUGAAAUUGCAGGGCUGUGUUUCAGUGCAGGUAAAUGCUGGUCCAUUAGCAUAUGCAAGAGCUUUCUUAAAUGACAGUCAAGCUAGCAAGUAUCCAUCUAAGAAAGUCAGUGAGUUGAAAGACAUGUUUAGGAAAUUCAUACAAGCAUGCAGUAUUGCACUUGAACUAAAUGAGCGGCUAAUUAAAGAGGAUCAAAUUGAGUACCAUGAAGGCCUAAAGUCAAAUUUCAGAGAAAUGGUGAAAGAAUUGUCUGACAUUAUCCAUGAGCAGAUAAUACAAGAAGACCCAAUGCAUUCUCCCUGGAUGAACGACACAUUACAUGUAUUUUGUGCAAUUAGUGGUACAUCGAGUGACAGAGGUUAUGGUUCCCCAAGAUAUGCCGCUGAAAUAUGAGGACCCACAGAUGCAAAGUGAGAACGAGGCUGACCUUUCUCAGGAAUAUUUGGAGCUGUGCAAAUGUUAAAAUUUAACGCUUUGAUAUACAUGGAGUGUUCCCUUCUGACACCAAAAUUUUCAUGUUUCAAACAGGGUGCUUACAUAUUUGUAAAUAUUUAAGCAACGUGGAAGUGCCUGGAAAAUUGCACCCCUGUGCUUAGUUUGUACUUUUUUAGGUAAAUCUAUAUACUGAGAAAUAGAGCUCAAAAAACAUAAAUCCAAAUUGCUUAAUUAUUGCUUAAAAUAAUAAUGGUACUAUGUAAAAUUGUAUAACAGAACACAAUAAAAGGUAAAACUUAUUUAUAAUUUGAAGUGAAGAAAAUAAUACUUUGAACUUAGCAUUUUUCUUGACAGGAAGCUCAAUUUAUUAUACUAAUCCUUAGAUGAAAAAAUGAUCAAAUUUCCAUAAAACAUGGGUAUUUCCAAUUGGGGAGAUAAUUUGAAAUCUUGCCUAUUAGUAGUCAAGGCUGGGCUAAAAGAAACAAAAGCAUUAUUUAAUAAGGAAAAUUUCACAAAGAAAGCACAUACAUAAAAAAAAUACCAAGAUUGCUGUUCCUUCGAGUCUUUUUUAAAUAUAUUUUUAUUGAUUUCAGAGAGGAAGGGAAAGGAGAGAGAGAGAGAGAAACAUCAGUGAUGAGAGAGAAUUUCCCUAGCCAGUUUGACCCAGUGGAUAGAGCCUCAGCCUGUGGACUGAAGGGUCUUGGGUUCUAUUCCAGUCAAGGGCUUGUACCUCAGUUGCCUCUCCAGCCCCAGUUUGGGUGCCUACAGGAGGCAACCAAUCGAUGUACCUCUCUCACAUAGAUGUUUCUCCCUCUCCCCCUCCCACAUUCUCUAAAAAAAAAAAUUGAUGAGAGACAAUCAUUGAUUGGCUGCCUCCUGCAUUCCACACCCCCACCCCCCGCCACUGGGGAUCAAGCCCGAAACCUGGACAUGUGCCCUGACGGGGAAUAGAACUGUGACCUCCUGGUUCAUAGGUUGAUUCUCAACCACUGAGCAACACCGGCCGAGCUUCCUUCAAGUUUUGACCUGAUGAUGCCAGGUAAUCAAGUUGGUCUCCUCCAACACACAAGACAAGGGAUUCCUAUGUGGCAUGGGUUUCCCUAGCAAGUGGCAUUUGUUGCCAGAACUUUAUCAUCUGAUGCUAUCCAUAAAGCUAAACAAAACAUUUCUGAGAAUUUGCAGUCAGUACAUACUAUGCAACUUCUAAGCCUUAGCAGCAGAGUCUGAGGUAGGAAUUUGUAAUGAUUAUUUUCCUCAGUUUUACAAGGUUAGGAAGUGUAUUGAUAGAACUUGAUGGUUGCAGCAUUUCUUGAGUCAAAAUACAUAACCACCACAGACUUAGCAACUGCAAGUUAGGGAUUACAUUUCUAAUAAUGAAGACAGCUCAGACUACCUAAAUAAAUCAGGAGAAACCAAGAUGUGAAGAACUUUUUUAGCUUGAAUUAUCUGUAUAAUUUUGGCUGCCUUUCAUGUAAAUUUUAAGUGUUAGACUUAUUUUUCUUAUGUAGUUUAGCCUAUUUUACACACACACACACAAAAAAAAACCAGACACUGAAAUAUAAAUGGAUUGUAUGGAGCCUUGGCUUUUUAAAUACUUCGUGAUCAAGUAAAUCUUUGAGAUUAUGCAUGUGACUUGGCCAUUUUUCUUUUUUUAUUGUUUUUUAUUUUCAAUUACAGUUGAUGUACACUAUUAUUUUAGUUUCAGGUGUAUACCCCAGUGCAGUGGUCGGCAAACUCAUUAGUCAACAGAGCCAAAUAUCAACAGUACAACAAUUGAAAUUUCUUUUGAGAGCCAAAUUUUUUAAACUUAAACUUCUUCUAAUGCCACUUCUUCAAAAUAGACUCGCCCAGGCUGUGGUAUUUUGUGGAAGAGCCACACUCAAGGAGCCAAAGAGCCGCAUGUGGCUCGCGAGCCGCAGUUUGCCGACCACGGCCCCAGUGAUUAGACAUUACAUAACUUAGUGAUCAUUUCAAUAAAUCUUGUACCCACGUGGCACAAUACAUAGUUAUCAAAAUAUUAUUGGCUAUAUUUCCUAUGCUGUACUUUACAUCCCAUGACUAUUCUGUAACUACCAAUUUGUAUUUUCUAAUACCUUCACCUUUUUCACCACCCCCCAAACCCCCUCCCAUCUGGCAACUGUCAAAAAGUUCUCUAUGAGUCUGUUUUUAUUCAGUUUGGUUGAUUAUUUGGCUUUUUUAGAUUCAGUUGUUGAUAAAUAUGUAUUUAUUGCCAUUUUAUUAUUCACUAG
This is a messenger RNA of Eptesicus fuscus (big brown bat), 8630 nucleotides long. RefSeq names its product dedicator of cytokinesis 11 (gene DOCK11). Gene Ontology annotation, molecular function: guanyl-nucleotide exchange factor activity. The record is from RefSeq and is a predicted model, not a curated record. Gene Ontology annotation, biological process: small GTPase-mediated signal transduction; positive regulation of GTPase activity; positive regulation of filopodium assembly. The transcript is spliced from 53 exons. Bases 112 to 6339 code for a protein of 2075 amino acids. NCBI's taxonomy places the organism in Eukaryota, Metazoa, Chordata, Mammalia, Chiroptera, Vespertilionidae.